Messenger RNA from Arctia plantaginis, 795 nucleotides. The record is from the annotation of a GenBank genome assembly. NCBI's taxonomy places the organism in Eukaryota, Metazoa, Arthropoda, Insecta, Lepidoptera, Erebidae.
AUGGAGCACUUCAUCGAGACCGUGCGCAAGUACCCGUGCCUCUGGAACACCACCGCCAUCGAGUACCGCGACCAGGAGCUGAAGGACGCAGCCUGGGCAGAAGUCAUGAAGGAGACGGACUUGUCGUCAGUAAAAGAAGUGAAACUAAAGUGGAAGAAGCUGCGCGACAGUUACCGCGAUGCUCUCAAGCGGCAGAGCGAAAUGCUGGCCAAGGAGCCCGGCAACCCCGCCAAGAAGAACUACCCCUGGAAGUACAUGGGGCUGAUGCAGUUCCUGCAGCCCUACAUGAGCAAUCGCAAGAAGCCGACGGGCUCGCCGCCGUACCCCUCUCACCCCGCCCCCGACGUGCCCGCACACCCCGCUCAGAACGGUGUCGACCAGCAUUCGUCCGAUAGCGAUGACAGCGACGACGACUCCUCGCCCAAGCGCAAGAGCUGCGAACAGCUGACCGUCAUAGACCGCAAGCUGGACUACUUGUGCAAGGCGACCGCUAAACGGCACUGCCCCGAGCGCGAACCCGAGCCGCAGCACGAGCGCAAGCGCGAUGCGGCGCCGCCGACGCCACCGCAGCCCGACCCGCUGGACAUCUUCUUCAACAGCAUGUGCCAGUCCACCAAGCGCUUUCCGUUUCCCACGCAAAUCAAAAUCAAGCGGACGCUGUUCAACGCGGUGAUCGAGGCGGAGGAAGCGCUCAUCGCCGAACAGCAAACGUACGCUAGCCUGUGGGCACAGGGAGCCGGCAGCGAGUCCAGCAGCGACGGCGACGACGACGAGCGCAAGGGCGCCGCGUCCUGA